GCUCAAACAGAUGAUAUUAAAUCAGGACAUUAUUAUUGAAUCACAGCAAAACACUGAAAUGACACUUCUAAGCAUGUCAACAUGUUUCCAUUAACUGAGUUAUAUGAUAAAGGUUGAAGGCUACAUCCAUGAGCGGAUUAUUUUUGUUUAGCAGGACGCUCUGUUACAUGACUCCUCAUUCCUGUUGGCCUUUAGCCACAGAGAGGCCUGCAGAAUGGAGCCACUGGACUGUUGAUUAUUAACAUGUAAUUGGCCACUGGCUGUACUGUGCUCAAUGGGGCAGAACCAACCACUUAACUCUCUGGGAUCCACUUAACUGCAGCACUGACCUUUAACUCGUGCUUGAGCUAUGCAGUCAGUGAUUUGUUGUGUCAAGACUAAAAUCAAAAUCAAUUCAUGGAGCAUACAGGACGACAGUCUAAUGCCAUCAGGAGACAAAGUGUUAACUGGCAAACAAAUAUGUUUUAGUUUUUACAUGAAGCAGGUUUGUGCACCAGAUGAUGUUUUAGUAACUACAUUUUAUUUGUUUGCUGUCUUCCUUCAAAAACAAGGCAUCGCUCUCCCUGUAGUGAGCUACAGCACUACUCAAAGCAACCCUCUUAACUCAGUUAGUGAAGAGAAAUGUCUUCCAUUACUGGAACUAAGAUUCUGUAAGAAACAAAAUACCUUAUAACGUACUUUGUGUAGGAGCCAAUGAAAGACAACAAAAACUGAGCAUGAGAAACUAGUUAAACUCUGCAACAAACUCCAUCAGAUUGUCUGGAGGUUAAAUUGAUUUGUUAUUGAACGCAGCAGGGUGAUGACUUGUUUUUGUUUUAUUGGGUUUCUAAACAGAAUUUGAUCGCUUUGGUUUUCAUCAUGUGCUUCGGUUAUCUGAGGCUCUCUCCCUGCUGCAAAGCUGAGCAUGCACUACACUGACCACUGUCCGGAAGCAGUGUCACGUCGCAUUCUGUGUUGUAGAGUCUCUGGGGACCCCUCCUGGAAAAGCUGGCAUAUAAAACGAGUGACUCGCCCCUCCCGGUCAAACUGGACCCAGCCUGCGCCCCACGCGCCUGUGCUGCGCUUCAUGGAUGCUUCAGCACUACAGCAUCCUCAGCCCUGCCCAGCUCAGCGGAACUGAAGCACGGUGACACGGUCAAAUCCGACUCUCCUUUUCGGGCUACUACACUGUACCAGAGUGUUCCUGCAGCAGCCAUGGCGAACAGAGGGCCCAGCUACGGACUGAGCCGAGAGGUGCAGGAAAAGAUUGAGCAGAAGUAUGACCCAGACCUGGAGCAACGAUUGGUGGACUGGAUAGUUACUCAGUGUGGAGGGAACAUAGAGAGGCCACAGGCGGGCAGGCUGAACUUCCAGAAAUGGCUGAUGGAUGGGACGAUCCUCUGCAGGCUCAUCAACAGCCUUUAUCCGAGGGGGAAGGAGCCGAUCAAAAAGAUUCCAGAGACGCAGAUGGCCUUCAAACAAAUGGAGAAAAUCUCUCAGUUUCUGCAGGCAGCUGAAGCGUACGGAGUCACAACCACUGACAUCUUUCAAACCGUGGACCUGUGGGAAGGAAAGGACAUGGCAGCAGUGCAAAGGACUAUGAUGGCUCUGGGUAGUUUGGCUGUCACCAAGGACGACGGUCAUUACAGAGGAGACCGUGACUGGUUUCACAGGAAAGCCCAGGCGUAUCGACGUGAUUUCAGUGAAGAGCAGCUCCGUCAGGGUCAGAGUCUGAUUGGCCUGCAGAUGGGCAGCAACCGCGGGGCUUCACAAGCUGGUAUGACAGGCUACGGUAUGCACCGUCAGAUCAUGUAGGCCACUCUCUACCUAACCUGCUCCCCUGCUUCCUGUCAUUAUUUUCUACUAAUACCACAGAAGUUGUGACCUUCGUGUCCUCUCUAGCACCUGCCGUGUUAACCUCAAUCUCCCUGGAACUGCUGCUUUCCCAAACAGAGUGAUCUAACUUUAAAAAUGAUGUCAAACUCUGUAGACCUCCUUCUAAAGCUGUCCUCUUCCUCUCUUCCCCUCUGACAUGUGCUGUUCCCUCUCUUGCUAUGUUUCCAUGUGCAGAUGGUUACCUAAUGUGGAGUCAUUCAACAUCAAUUUAGUCUUUAUCUAGAGAAUUAAAGAUUAAAUCUGUACAAAACAAGCCAUCAGUGUUCUACAAACUCUGGAUAAACUGUUACAGCAUGUUUAAAGCUAUUUAUUUGUAUAUAGGUGAACAUUUAUUUCCUUUCAUCAUCUGUCAUUGUUCUAGGAAGGUGUGUAAUUAUUUAGCCUUAAACUUAAAGGAACUCAGUGACAGACGAUGUCUCUGCUAUCUUGUCUGUAGACAUGUUGCAGUAUCCUCUGUAACCAAAUCAACCUCACGUUGUGCCUGGUUAUGGGACUACAGAGACUGGGUCCUGAUUUAUUGUCUGUAAAUUCUAAAUGGGUUUCAUUCAUUCUGAGCCAUGCCUUUGUUAUUUGUUUGUUAGAUUACAUCUUUGUGUCUUAGUAAACACAUGUGCGGUAGCCAACAUGUCUGACAGUGACGUUUCCAUUUCUGGUGCCAGGUACAGACAUUGCUUGAAUGUGCACUUUUAUGUAUUGUCAUGUUUAUAUUUUUGAAUAUAUUUAUAUCUGGAGGCUUGUAAGAUGAAUUAUGAAAAAAUAAAGUGUGCGAACAUG
Messenger RNA from Notolabrus celidotus (New Zealand spotty), 2649 nucleotides. It is a transcript of the gene tagln3b, whose product is annotated as transgelin 3b. Bases 1195 to 1794 code for a protein of 199 amino acids. The record is from RefSeq and is a predicted model, not a curated record. Lineage: Eukaryota; Metazoa; Chordata; Actinopteri; Labriformes; Labridae. The transcript is spliced from 5 exons. Gene Ontology annotation, molecular function: protein binding.